This is a messenger RNA of Oryza brachyantha (malo sina), 2633 nucleotides long. RefSeq names its product neutral/alkaline invertase 3, chloroplastic-like. The record is from RefSeq and is a predicted model, not a curated record. Gene Ontology annotation, molecular function: sucrose alpha-glucosidase activity; endo-alpha-N-acetylgalactosaminidase activity. The transcript has 6 exons. Gene Ontology annotation, cellular component: chloroplast. The coding region runs from base 249 to 1937 and encodes 562 amino acids. Gene Ontology annotation, biological process: sucrose catabolic process. NCBI's taxonomy places the organism in Eukaryota, Viridiplantae, Streptophyta, Magnoliopsida, Poales, Poaceae.
GGAGACGGAGACGCUGCCAACGAAAGCGGGAGUGGCGUGGCGUGGAGGCGGAGGGAAGCAUCCCGCGCACGGUGGACAUGUGUAGCUUCUCGGCUCCAUCUCCGAUCCCUCGCUCUCUCUCCCAUCCCCAUCCUUCGUCGGCGUCCGUCCGCGCUCCGCGCCAAGCGAACAAACCAUGACGACGUUGACGGCAGCUGCGUCAGCUUAGAUCACCGGACUCCCCUCACCCUGAGAACAGCCAGCUAACCAUGGAGAUCGCGCGGGUGUUCGCGCCGCCGCCGCCGCGCCUCGCGUGCCCCCGCGCGUCGUCGAGGAAGGGGAGCGCCCCGUGUCCCCCCAACUCGCUGCCGGGGCGCCAUGACCACGCCGUGAAGAGACCAGGCGGUGGCGACGCGGCGAGCGGGAGGAGCGUCAACGGCGCCGCUCCCGCUCCGGCGCCGAAGAGGAAGCAGAGGCGCGGGCCUCAGGACGUGGAGGACGAGGCGUGGGGGCUGCUCCGGGAGUCGGUGGUGCGCUACUGCGGGAGCCCCGUGGGCACGAUCGCCGCGUGCGACCCCAACGACGCCAGCCCGCUCAACUACGACCAGGUGUUCAUCCGGGACUUCGUGCCCUCGGGCGUCGCCUUCCUCCUCAGGGGGGACUACGAGAUCGUCCGCAACUUCAUUCUGCACACGCUCCAGCUCCAGAGCUGGGAGAAAACGAUGGACUGCCACAGUCCAGGUCAAGGGCUGAUGCCAGCAAGUUUCAAGAUUCGUGUUGUUCCACUUGACGGCGAGGACGAUGCAACUGAGGAAGUCCUGGAUCCUGAUUUUGGGGAGGCUGCAAUAGGCCGUGUGGCCCCAGUUGAUUCGGGUUUAUGGUGGAUCAUAUUGCUGAGAGCAUACGGAAAAUGUUCGGGUGAUCUAUCGGUUCAGGAGAGAAUUGAUGUCCAGACUGGAAUAAAAAUGAUCUUGAAGCUCUGCUUAGCUGAUGGAUUCGACAUGUUCCCUACCUUGCUUGUCACUGAUGGUUCGUGCAUGAUAGAUCGUCGAAUGGGAAUCCAUGGACACCCAUUGGAAAUUCAGGCACUUUUCUAUUCAGCUCUCUUGUGUGCACGUGAGAUGCUUACCCCAGAAGAUGGAUCAGCUGACUUGAUCCGUGCCCUAAAUAGCAGACUCAUUGCACUCUCUUUUCAUAUAAGGGAGUAUUAUUGGCUUGACAAGAGAAAGCUAAAUGAGAUAUAUCGAUACAAAACAGAGGAAUAUUCUUAUGAUGCUGUCAACAAAUUCAACAUAUAUCCAGACCAGAUUCCUCCCUGGUUAGUUGAAUGGAUCCCUCCUAAAGGGGGUUACUUCAUUGGAAACCUGCAGCCGGCUCAUAUGGAUUUUCGGUUCUUUUCUCUGGGGAACCUGUGGUCAAUAGUAAGUAGUUUGGCAACGUCCCACCAGUCCACUGCUAUUUUGGAUCUGGUUGAAGCCAAAUGGUCUGAUUUAGUGGCGGAUAUGCCAAUGAAGAUAUGCUAUCCUGCUCUUGAGGAUCAGGAGUGGAAGUUCAUUACAGGGAGUGACCCUAAAAAUACGGCUUGGUCUUACCACAAUGGAGGUUCCUGGCCAACACUGUUGUGGCAGCUCACAGUGGCAUGUAUCAAGAUGGACCGGUCAGAGAUUGCAGCGAAAGCUGUGGAGGUUGCUGAGCGCCGUAUUGCCAACGAUAAAUGGCCUGAAUACUACGAUACCAAACGGGCACGAUUCAUUGGGAAGCAGUCUCGGCUUUUUCAGACAUGGACCAUUGCUGGUUACCUCGUAGCCAAGCAGCUGCUAGAAAACCCUGAUAAAUCUAGAAUACUGUGGAACAAUGAGGAUGAGGAAAUUCUCAACGCUCUGAAUCGCAUGACUGAUGCAUCCAAUCUGAAGAGGCGGCGUGGCAGGAAAGUACUCAAGAAGACAUAUAUUGUGUAAGUCCAGCAACAAUUUCGGCCUAUGCUCAUGUGUGCCAUAUGUUAUGUUAUACUAAGGAAUUUAUUGUCGUACAUAAGUGCAAAUUUCACAUUCUGUCAUUUUGGUCGCACCACCUUACACAUUGAUCUUAGUCAACUUAAUUCUGGAGCAAAAUCAUCAUAAUAUUCACAACGCAGCACAGCUUGUAUGCAACAGAAUAAAAGGUGCCUACGUUCACCAACGAAAGCACACAGUGCCACAGUGGUGUACGUUCCGUCGGCAACACAGGUUGUGUGGUCUAUCAUUACUGGUCAGUACUAGUACUGUAAUAAACAGAAGAUGCACAUGGCUGCUGAAUCCAUGCUGCUUAAUUUUGAUGGUAUUGACAGGGAAUAGCGUUACUGAAAUUAUUACUCGGCUUCACUCGAGCUGGUAGUACCUCCCGGCCUUAACAAGUGACAGCCAAUUCCAGAUGCCACCCAGGCAAUAUGCAAAUGCAAUACAACAGCAUAUUCUACAUCUCCCAUCUGGACUUGCACAAGCCCUGGCUGCCGAACCCGUGCUAAUCUGGUAUUUUUGAUGGUAUUAACAAGGAAUAAAGUAUCAGGCUUAACAGCGGAUUACUCAUUUCCAACAGAAAGGCUGCAGGGAAGUGGAACUACCUCUAGCUAGCUACCAGCCUACAUGCUACAGAUGUUCUUCGGAAUGCAAGAGUAC